AAUAACCUUGUUAUUAUUAUUAUUAUCCAGCUUCUUCUUCUUCUUCUGCUUCUUCAACUCCAAGCACAACUCACAACAACUCAGAACAGUGUUUUUUUUUUUUUUGGUUUUUAGGGUGGGAUCAAUAGUUUUUCUGUGGCUUUAAGUCAGUUUUGAUUGUUGGUUUGGAUUCAAUUGAGGAAAAGAACUUGUGCCUGGGUUUUGAAUUUCCAUGAGGAUCUGUUGCAAGUGAUUACUUUUUUUUUGUGAUUUUUUUUCUUUUGGCCAAAGAGGGUUCUUUGAUUUCGGUUGAUCAUGGUUAGCGGCAACAUUUUUCACUGUAGAAAGAAUUCAUGGCCGCCUGAAGAGUAUAUCAAUAAAGCCACUUUACAGCUGUUUGAUUUUGAUAGUGCUGCACCACCUGAGCAAGCUUGGAGAAGGAGAUUAAACAGCCAUGCCAAUCUUCUUAAAGAAUUUAGUGUCACUUUUAUGGAAGCUAUUAAGAUGGUUCGAUUAGGCAUACGCAUAUGGUCAUACGUAAGGGAAGAGGCUUCUCAUGGAAGGAAAGCCCCUAUUGAUCCUUUCACUCGAGAAAGUUGUAAGCCAUCUGCAACUCAAGGAGUUCCACUUGGAGGGAUGGGGAGUGGCAGCAUAUCAAGGGGAUUUAGAGGCGAGUUCCGACAAUGGCAAAUUAUCCCUGGUUUAUGUGAAGCUUCACCUGUCAUGGCCAACCAGUUUUCUAUUUUUGUUAGUAGAGAUGGAGGAAACAAAAGCUUUGCAUCAGUUUUGGCGCCUGGACAGCAUGAAGGCUUAGGGUCCCACAAGAAAGCUGAUGAUCAGGGUAUAUCAUCAUGGGGGUGGAAUCUUAAUGGCCAGCACUCAACGUACCAUGCUUUAUUUCCAAGAGCUUGGACAGUUUAUGAUGGUGAGCCAGACCCAGAACUUAAAGUGUCUUGCCGGCAGAUAUCACCUUUCAUACCGCAUAAUUAUAGAGAAAGCAGUCUACCAGCUGCUGUUUUUGUUUAUACAUUGGUAAACACUGGUAAGGAGAGAGCUAAAGUCAGCCUUCUAUUUACUUGGGCGAAUUCCAUUGGUGGAAACUCACACUUAACAGGAGGUCAUGUAAAUGAGCCGUUUAUAGCUGAAGAUGGAGUCUCCGGAGUACUUCUACAUCACAAGACAGGAAAAGGUAACCCUCCUGUAACCUUUGCAAUAGCCGCAUGUGAGACACAGAAUGUUAGUGUUUCUGUUUUACCGAAGUUUGGGCUCUCUGAAAAAAGUAGCACAACAGCAAAAGGCAUGUGGUGUAAAAUGGUGCAGGAUGGACAAUUUGACCGGGAGAAUUUCUCUUCUGGAGCUAGUAUGCCCUCAUCACCUGGAGAGACUCUAUGUGCUGCUGUUUCAGCUUCAACGUGGGUGGAACCCCAUGGAAAAUGCACUGUGGCAUUUAGUCUUGCAUGGUCAUCUCCAAAAGUAAAGUUCUCAAAAGGCAGCACUUUUCAUAGGAGAUACACAAAAUUUUAUGGGACUUCUGAGAGAGCUGCAAAGGACUUGGCCCAUGAUGCAUUAACUCAAUACAAACGAUGGGAAGAAGACAUUGAGAAAUGGCAAAAUCCUAUUCUUCAGGAUGAGUCAUUACCAGAAUGGUACAAGUUCACAUUGUUUAAUGAACUCUACUUUCUUGUUGCUGGAGGAACAAUUUGGAUUGACUCGCCUUUGCCAUCUUCAAAUAUGAGGAAUAAAAGCCGGGAUCAGGUAAAAGAAUUGGAAAAUACAGAAGUCAAAGUGACCGAAGCCAAAGUGAGUCGUAGACAAGGUGCAGAUGCUGGGCGUACAACAGAUAGCACCUAUGAUGUUGAGUAUACAACAGAUAGUGCCAGUGACGUUGAUUGCAUGGUAGAUGGUGUGGAUGAAAAACAUCGUGGUGAUCUCUCCCAAGAAAGUGAUGCUAGUGUUACUCUGGCAAUGAUGGACCAGCAAUAUGACAGAGAUGAUGUUGGAAGGUUUCUGUACUUGGAAGGUGUUGAAUAUAUCAUGUGGUGCACAUAUGAUGUGCACUUCUAUGCUUCUUUUGCCCUUCUUGAGCUCUUUCCAAGGAUUGAAUUAAAUAUACAGCGUGACUUCGCUAAAGCUGUAUUGUGUGAAGAUGGAAGAAAAGUGAAGUUUCUGGCAGAGGGCAACUGCGGAAUUCGUAAGGUUAGAGGGGCUGUGCCUCAUGAUCUUGGGACACACGAUCCAUGGCGUGAAAUGAAUGCUUAUAACAUUCAUGAUACUAGCAAGUGGAAGGACCUGAACCCCAAAUUUGUACUUCAGGUGUAUCGAGAUUUUGCUGCAACAGGGGACAUGUCCUUUGGAGUUGAUGUGUGGCCUGCUGUACGAGCUGCAAUGGAGUAUAUGGAACAAUUUGAUAGAGAUGGCGACGGUCUUAUUGAGAAUGAUGGGUUCCCUGAUCAAACAUAUGAUACAUGGACAGUGCAUGGUGUGAGUGCUUAUUGUGGUUGCCUUUGGCUUGCUGCCCUUCAAGCCGCAGCUGCAAUGGCCCUUCAACUAGGUGACAGAGAUUUUGCAGAAACAUGCAAAAGGAAGUUUUUGAAGGCUAAACCAGCGUUUGAACAGAAAUUGUGGAAUGGUUCUUAUUUUAACUAUGACAGUGGAUCAAGUAGUAACAGUAAAUCAAUUCAAGCUGAUCAAUUGGCUGGGCAAUGGUAUACAGCAUCAUCGGGGCUUCCUCCACUUUUUGAUGAGUCCAAGAUCAAAAGUGCUCUCCGGAAGGUGUAUGAUUUCAAUGUAAUGAAAGUUAAAGGAGGCAAGAUGGGGGCCGUGAAUGGCAUGCAUCCCAAUGGCAAGGUGGAUGAGACCUGCAUGCAGUCUCGCGAAAUUUGGACAGGUGUGACCUACGGUGUUGCUUCUACGAUGAUCCUUGCAGGAAUGGAAGAGGAGGCAUUUGCAACUGCCGAGGGUAUAUUUCAAGCAGGCUGGUCAGAAGACGGAUAUGGGUACUGGUUUCAGACACCAGAGGCAUGGACAAUGGAUGGACACUACAGGUCUCUCAUCUACAUGAGGCCACUUUCAAUUUGGGGUAUGCAAUAUGCAUUAACAUUGCCCAAGGCAAUUCUUGAUGCCCCUAAAAUUAACAUCAUGGACAGAAUCCACCUAUCUCCUCUUAAUGGAGGAUUCCCCCAUAAUGAAACAGGUGUAAGGAAAAUUGCAAAUAAAGCAAAAUGCUUUGGAAAUUCUGUGUUUCAUUGUGCGUGCUGAUGACUGUUAUUAAUAUUGCCAAAAAGCACAAUUUUUGUAUAGGUUUUAAAAAAAACCCUUAUCACAUUGUUCCUUACCCCCCAACCUUCUACAAAAGAUGUUAAGUAAUGGUGAAGCGUCUUUUAGGGUUGGGGUUAGUGUCUUGGAAGAAGAAAUAAGAACAUUUUACUUGUAAUCUUAUAGCAUGUUAGUUUUGACUUUUGAACAAUGUAGGUCACUUUUGCAUAAUUGCAUGUAACAUGAACAUUCUUAUUUAUUUUCCCAAGAUAUAAUCUGACUUUACCACAA
Molecule: messenger RNA, 3525 nt
Organism: Arachis duranensis
Lineage: Eukaryota; Viridiplantae; Streptophyta; Magnoliopsida; Fabales; Fabaceae
Exons: 18
Coding region: 295-3237 (980 amino acids)
Biological process (GO): carbohydrate metabolic process; glucosylceramide catabolic process
Cellular component (GO): membrane
Molecular function (GO): beta-glucosidase activity; glucosylceramidase activity
Source: RefSeq, a predicted model, not a curated record